Molecule: messenger RNA, 1533 nt
Organism: Lachancea thermotolerans CBS 6340
Lineage: Eukaryota; Fungi; Ascomycota; Saccharomycetes; Saccharomycetales; Saccharomycetaceae
Product: putative Xaa-Pro dipeptidase
Exons: 1
Coding region: 1-1533 (510 amino acids)
Molecular function (GO): metalloaminopeptidase activity; manganese ion binding
Source: RefSeq, a predicted model, not a curated record
AUGCCAUUCGCAGAUCAGCUGCUUACCUUCAGUCUAGCUUUCCUUGCAUAUCAGCUCGGCAGAGACUCAUUAGAAUUUACUUUCUCAAGCCGGCCACAACAGAAGAUGAGCCCUUCGGACUCAGAUUUGCCCAAAGGGAAGUACCCAGCCAAAAAGCAUGCACUUAAAAUCAAGAAGAACUUCUUAUCGAAAAAAGGCGAAGAACAAACUGAAUCUACGCUAUUUGUUGCAGGAGGAGAGAUAGAGCCAAUCAAAUACUGCGAUCAGACCAAGGAAUUUAGACAAAACAGGUACUUUUUCUACCUGACAGGUGUAAACAUACCUGGUUCGGCAGCGUUCUUCGAUUUCAAAAGCGAAAAGCUCACUCUUUUCCUGCCUGAUGUUGACAGCGACGAUGUGAUGUGGAGCGGCCUCCCCUUGAGCGUGGAGGCAGCCUAUGAAAAGUUUGAUGUGGACGAGGUGUUGUACGCAAAGAAGUUGCCUUCUUUUCUAAGUAAAUUUGAAAGCAGCUGCAUCUACACAACGGAUUUAGACAAUGUCCAUGAUCCCAAUGUCGCCGAAAUGCUUGUACCAAGUGAUCCAGACUUGUUUUAUGCGCUAGACGAAUCGAGGCUCACAAAAGACGAGUAUGAAAUAGGGCUUCUUAGACGCGCAGCCAAGAUUACAGACAACUGCCAUCUCUCUGUCAUGUCUGCAUUGCCCAUAGAGAAAAAUGAGGGCCAUUUCCAUGCUGAAUUUACUUACCAUGCAAUUCGCCAGGGUUCUAAGCAUCAAGGUUACGACCCUAUUUGCUGCUCAGGGCCCAACUGUAGCACUCUACACUAUGUCAAGAACGAUGAAAGUCUUGAAAACAAGCAGUCAGUACUGAUGGACGCGGGCGCUGAAUGGGAAAAUUAUACUGCUGAUGUUACUAGGUGCUUCCCGUUGAAUGGAAAAUUUACAAAGGAGCACCGCGAGAUAUACGACACAGUUUUAAAGAUGCAAACCGAAGUUAUGGACAGAAUCAAGCCAGGCGUUGAAUGGGAAAAGCUCCAUAUCUUGGCACACCGAGUACUUAUCCGAAGCUUUUUGAACCUUGGAAUCUUCAAAUCAGGGUACUCAGAAGAAGAGAUCCUAGAUAGAAAAGCUUCCUUGUGCUUUUUCCCACAUGGCCUUGGCCAUUUAUUGGGAAUGGACACCCACGAUGUCGGAGGACGCGCGAACUAUGAAGACUCCAAUCCACUGCUAAAAUUUCUGAGACUACGCAGACCCCUAGAGGAGAAUAUGGUAGUCACAAACGAACCAGGUGUUUAUUUCAAUCCGUUCUUGAUUGAAGAGUUUUUAAUCAAGUAUCCAAAGAGAAAAGAAGUUGUGAAUGAAGAAAUCAUGGAGAAAUACAUGUAUGUCGGCGGGGUUCGUAUUGAAGAUGACGUCUUGGUUACUGCUGACGGGUGCGAAAACCUAACAGGUAUCACUAGUGAUCCAGAGGAGAUUGAAAGAAUUGUUUGUGAUGGUAUAAAUAAGGGUAGGUCUCACUUUCACGUUAUAGCUUAA